Molecule: messenger RNA, 2628 nt
Organism: Nestor notabilis (Kea)
Lineage: Eukaryota; Metazoa; Chordata; Aves; Psittaciformes; Psittacidae
Gene: TRPV1
Product: transient receptor potential cation channel, subfamily V, member 1
Exons: 15
Coding region: 8-2539 (843 amino acids)
Biological process (GO): calcium ion import across plasma membrane
Cellular component (GO): membrane
Molecular function (GO): protein binding; calcium channel activity
Source: RefSeq, a predicted model, not a curated record
GCUCAUCAUGUCUUCUAUUCUUGGGAAGAUGAAGAAAUUAGGCAGUUCUGACACGGAGGAAUCUGAAGUGACAAAUGAACACACGGAUGGGGAAGACUCCACUGUGGAAAUGCCUGACAGCCUCCAGGGUACAUUAAGCACCAAGGUGCAGCCACCCAAAAGCAACAUCUUUGCAAGACGUGGGAGGUUUGUGAUGGGGGAUAGUGACAAGGACAUGGCACCCAUGGACUCCUUGUACCAGAUGGAUCACCUGUUGGCACCUUCUGUCAUCAAAUUUCAUGCCAAUUUGGAAAGGGGGAAACUUCACAAGCUCCUAUGUACAGAUUCCAUCACAGGCUGCUCAGAAAAGGCUUUCAAAUUUUAUGACCGCAGAAGGAUCUUUGAUGCUGUAGCCCAAGGCAACACAAGGGACCUGGAUGAUCUGCUACUCUACCUUAAUAGAACCUUGAAGCAUCUCACAGAUGAUGAGUUCAAAGAGCCAGAAACUGGGAAAACCUGUUUACUGAAAGCUAUGCUGAAUCUACAUGAUGGGAAAAAUGACACCAUUCCCUUGCUGCUGGAUAUUGCAAAGAAAACUGGAACUCUGAAAGAGUUUGUUAACGCCGAGUAUACGGACAGCUACUACAAGGGCCAGACUGCACUUCACAUCGCCAUUGAGAGAAGGAACAUGUACCUGGUGAAGCUCUUGGUUCAGAAUGGAGCAGAUGUUCAUGCAAGAGCCUGUGGGGAGUUCUUCAGGAAAAUCAAAGGGAAACCUGGCUUUUAUUUUGGGGAGCUGCCUCUGUCCCUGGCUGCCUGCACCAACCAGCUCUGCAUUGUGAAAUUCCUCCUUGAGAACCCCUAUCAGGCUGCCAACAUCGCUGCUGAGGACUCCAUGGGCAACAUGGUCCUGCACACGCUGGUGGAGAUUGCAGAUAAUACUAAGGAUAAUACCAAGUUUGUUACCAAGAUGUACAAUAACAUAUUGAUCCUUGGUGCCAAAAUUAAUCCAAUCCUGAAGCUAGAAGAACUCACCAACAAGAAAGGGCUCACACCAUUAACUCUGGCAGCCAAAACAGGGAAGAUAGGGAUUUUCGCUUACAUCCUCAGACGAGAGAUCAAAGAUCCGGAGUGCAGACACUUGUCUAGGAAGUUCACUGAAUGGGCUUAUGGACCUGUCCACUCAUCCCUUUAUGACCUGUCCUGUAUAGACACAUGUGAAAAAAAUUCAGUGCUUGAGAUUAUUGCCUACAGCAGUGAAACCCCAAACCGUCAUGAGAUGCUGCUGGUGGAACCCCUUAACAGGCUGCUACAAGACAAGUGGGACCGGUUUGUCAAACACUUAUUUUACUUCAACUUCUUUGUCUAUACUAUGCACAUCAUCAUCCUCACUGCAGCAGCUUACUACAGACCUGUAGAGAAGAAGGAGAAGCCUCCCUUCACAUUUGGUCACAGCACUGGGGAAUAUUUUCGAGUGACUGGAGAGAUCUUGAGUGUACUGGGAGGUCUCUAUUUUUUUUUCAGAGGGAUACAGUAUUUCGUGCAGAGGCGCCCAUCAUUCAAGACACUGAUAGUUGACAGCUACAGUGAGGUUCUUUUCUUUGUUCACUCCUUGCUGCUUCUGAGCUCUGUGGUGCUGUACUUCUGUGGCCAGGAACUGUACGUGGCUUCCAUGGUCUUUUCCUUGGCGCUGGGCUGGGCUAACAUGCUGUACUACACCCGUGGCUUCCAGCAGAUGGGCAUUUACUCUGUCAUGAUUGCCAAGAUGAUCCUUAGAGAUUUAUGUCGCUUCAUGUUUGUCUAUCUAGUAUUCCUCUUGGGAUUUUCUACAGCUGUGGUGACUUUAAUUGAAGAUGACAACGAGGGUCAAGAUACAAAUAGCUCUGAAUAUUUCCGAUGUUGCCAGGUGAAACGAGGCCGCACAUCCUACAACAGUCUGUAUUAUACCUGCUUGGAGCUCUUCAAGUUCACUAUUGGGAUGGGGGACCUGGAGUUCACAGAGAACUACAGGUUCAAGUCAGUGUUUGUCAUCCUUUUGGUUCUUUAUGUCAUCCUUACAUACAUUCUCCUGCUCAACAUGCUUAUUGCACUGAUGGGGGAAACUGUGAGCAAAAUUGCACAGGAGAGCAAGAGCAUCUGGAAACUCCAGAGAGCCAUCACAAUCUUGGAUAUUGAGAACAGCUACUUGAACUGUGUGAGGCGCUCGUUCCGGUCUGGGAAGCAAGUCUUGGUAGGGGUCACACCCGAUGGCCAGGAUGAUUACAGAUGGUGUUUUAGGGUUGAUGAAGUGAACUGGUCCACGUGGAAUACUAAUCUGGGCAUAAUCAAUGAAGACCCUGGGUGCUUUGGGGACCUCAAACGAAAUCCCAGUUACUCUAUUAAGCCUGGCAGAGUUUCAGGGAAAAACUGGAAAACACUGGUUCCACUUUUAAGAGAUGGAAGCCGGAGAGAAGAGACACAAAAACUACCAGAAGAAGUCAAAUUAAAACCUAUUUUGGAACCUUAUUAUGAGCCAGAAUAUUCUGAGACGUUGCAGGAAUCACUUCCAAAGUCAGUCUAAUCUUAUUUUAUUUUUAACAAGGUUAAUUGUAGUUGCCUGUGUUGGUCCUCACAAGCAGGACAAUUCACUUCAUUCAUAAGAACAGGGAU